GCAGAGCUGGGGAAGCCCCAGAGAAACUGCUACACCCUGCCAGGCUUUGAUUUUUCAUACGGACUGUACAUCCACAGGACAGAUGGAGGAGUCCCUGAAGCAAUAGGCCACUGGAACACGGUAAAGCCCAGGACUGCUUCAGUUCCGAAGAUGCCCCGAGACUUCAUCACCAUGAACCGUGGUGCUCUGAAGGCCGGUUAUACCACAGCCCAUGAAUUUAAUUUGUACUACAAGGCCAAAGACAUUCGGCGCAAAGAUGAUGAAUACAGUCGCUUCAAGAGAAGUCCUCCUAAAGUACCUGCAGACUUGACUUACGGCAUCACAGCACGGCCUUGCACUCCCUUUUUUGACCUCCUCCAACACAAAUACAAGGAGCUGUGGAUGGAGCAGCAGAGAGCACUGACAGCAGCCCAGCGAACAGAAAAGAAAAAG
Fulmarus glacialis (Northern fulmar) is the source of this 432-nucleotide messenger RNA. It is a transcript of the gene CFAP77, whose product is annotated as chromosome unknown open reading frame, human C9orf171. The transcript has 3 exons. The record is from RefSeq and is a predicted model, not a curated record. The annotation marks the transcript as partial. NCBI's taxonomy places the organism in Eukaryota, Metazoa, Chordata, Aves, Procellariiformes, Procellariidae.